Messenger RNA from Aptenodytes forsteri (emperor penguin), 357 nucleotides. RefSeq names its product glutathione S-transferase Mu 1-like. Gene Ontology annotation, molecular function: glutathione transferase activity. The record is from RefSeq and is a predicted model, not a curated record. Gene Ontology annotation, biological process: glutathione metabolic process. The transcript has 4 exons. Lineage: Eukaryota; Metazoa; Chordata; Aves; Sphenisciformes; Spheniscidae. Bases 1 to 357 code for a protein of 118 amino acids.
AUGCCUCGAUGUCCCCUCCAGCUCCCUUACUUCAUUGACGGCCCCACCAAGCUGACGCAGAGCAACGCCAUCAUGCGCUACAUCGCCCGCAAGCACAAGAUGUGCGGUGAGACGGAGGAGGAGAUCCUCCGCGUGGACAUGCUGGAGAACCAGAUCAUGGAUUUCCGCAUGAGCCUGGUGAUGGUCUGCUACAACCCCGACUUUGAGAAGCUCAAGCCGGGCUACUUGGAGCAGCUGCCGGGGAAGCUGAAGCUCUUCUCCAACUUCUUGGGGGACAGAAAGUGGUUUGCGGGGGAGAAGGGCUCGCACCAGCCCCUGGGCGGGGAAGGGGGCCCUGGAGAUGGGAGGGGGGCAUGA